AAACUGCUUCCAUUUCUCACUUUUUUUCACUUUUCACUUUCUCUUUUCUAUCUCCAUGAUUCCACAAAAACCGGAAACCGCCAUUUUUGCAACUCUCACCUCCAACAGCUAUUUUUCCUAGGGUUUCUUCAUCCUUCUUUGUAUUGUUUGUCUGAUCUUCCUCCUUUUCUCUCUUCGAUUCUUCCAUGUCGUCGUCGUCGUCGUCAUCGUCCAUGUUUUGCUUCAAUUCCAAUUGUAAAGCUUCGACCUCUGAAAACUGGAAGAAAGGAUGGCGUCUUCGCAAUCAUGAGUUCGCUAGACUCUGUCAUCGUUGCGGAUUAAUCUAUGAUGAAGGAAGAUUUUGCGAGAUCUUUCACAAAUGUGCAUCUGGUUGGAGAUGUUGUGAGACUUGUGGGAAGGGAGUUCACUGUGGAUGUAUUGCCUCACUACAUAUGUUUCGUUUACUGGAUGCUGGUGGAGUUGAGUGCAUGAUAUGUGUGAAAAGGAAAAUGACUUUGAUACCAAAUCAAAUGUGUCCAAAUCGACCUUUACCUGGUUGGCAAUUACAAUUGCCUUUGAAGAACUGGAACCAGACACCCGGAUCUGCUUUGAAUGGAAUAUGGUAUUUAGGAAAGAAUUUGGCGAACAAAACUGCUGAUCAUGUGAAUUCUAAAUCAAGGACAUUCUUUGAACAUGACACACCUUUUGGAUUUGAAAGAUUGUGCCUAAGUGAUCGUGUAGCUGCCUUCCCACCAGAAAGGAAUAGAGCUCCGGAAUGGUCUUCCUGUAACGAGAGCUCUAGGCUUCUUAGUUUGGGGAAGUAUGUAUUUGGAAAGCCAGUUGUCAAUAUCAGAAAGGGAUGUGAUUGCUGUCAUAACCUUCAGCCCAUUUUAAAGGAUGGGCAAUGUGCACCACUUUCAGAAUUAGCAUCAAGUUCUUCAUUGAUUACCCCAGAAGAUAAUAAUGUUAGGAGUUGCAGUGUGCUCUCACAACAGCUUAGCCCCCAGGAUAUUUCAGGGAAGCAACUAAGUGUAAAUACUGAUAAUCUAAGCUCUUCUUGUCGGAGUCAAAUAAAUAAUCUUAAGCCAGUAGAACCGAGGGUUUGGAAGGAGUUGCAUGCCUCUUGCUUGCCCAAGAUAUCUGAUGAAAAGUUGCAUCAAAUCUCAGGGAGUGCGCAUUUUGUUAUAACUCCAUUAUUUGAGAAACUCUUAAGUGCUAGUGAUACUGGUGGAGUUGGGCGUUCGGCGCUUGCAAAGAAGUCUGCCGAGAACGAAUAUGCUGUCAAAACUCUGAGUGAAACGCACUCAGGAUUUGAUGAAAGUAAUCAGAUACCUAAGCUCAAGGAAGAUCCAACUAAGUUUCAUUUGAAAGGAUGUGUAAAGAACAAAACCACUGGAGGCAACUCAGCUACUCCUACUAAAAGGAAGAGUUGCAUGUUGAAUCCAAAGAGUAAAUACUCAAGGCUUAAUAAUAUGGACUUCUUAGGGAUGGAAGUAACUUUAGAAGAGGCACAAGAAUUAUUCAGAUCACCUCUCAAUCAUGCCCCUCAGGUUGUAGUAAUUGAAGAGUUUGAGUUUGAGGAAUAUGAGGAUGCUCCAGUCAUUGGGCGGCCAACAAUAAUUGUUAGAGAUUCUCUGGGAAAAGACUUCCAAUGGGUCCAAUGCGAUAAUUGUUUGAAAUGGAGAAAACUACCCUUUGAUUAUCGUCUUCCAGCAAGAUGGACAUGCGUAGAGAAUAUGUGGAACCCUGAGAGAUCAUCAUGUGGGGCACGCCAAGAGAUCUCCGCAGAACAACUAAAUAGUCUCUUGUCUGUGAAGAGUUCUGAAUCACUUGGAGCAGCUGCUUCUAAGCAGAUGGAGGAUGCUGAACUGGAUGCCUGGGCUUUUGAAGAUCCAAAAGCAAAUGACAAUGUUAUCGCCGAAGAUUACUGUGAAGAUAGUCCAUCAUCUACACAACCGACUACCAAACAUCCUCGUCACGAACUUGGAUGCUCUUGUAUUGUGUGUUGUCAACCACCUAGUGGAGGGCCAAAACACCUACCGAACUGUAGCUGUAAGGUCUGCAUGAUGGUCAAGCGGCGGUUGCAGUCAAAGAUGUUUCGCCGUGAAAGAAACCAAACCGAAUUAAAAAGUGUGAUUCAGGAGUGCAAGUCACAAGGGAAUUUCAGAUCACCCAAAAGAUCCAACUUGGUAGUUGAUCUCCAAGAAGGCAACAGCAAAGGAUGUUCUAAUGUUGACACAGAACAGACGAUUGUUUCUGUGAAGUGCCAAAUCGACCUGAACUGCCAACCAGAACGAGAAGAUGGUUCAUCUUGUUGUAAAUCCUCUUCAACAAAGAUAUUGCAGGAUGCCGCAAACAGAGCAGUGCCCAACUUAAGCGGCAGCAUAAACUUUAAAAACUAUGGGCAAUGUGAACGGUGAUAAUAAUGGCAUUUCGGAACAUCAACCGGUUUCAGUUAUGCAUUAAGCUGCUACAUCAAUCAGUGCCCUGCAAGGCGGUAGGAUUGGUGGCCUAGUUUGGUCGGGACAGGGCUAAUUUACAUGGAAGAGUUGGGGAACACUAAUUUUUACGUCGAUCCAUGUCAUAGUCCAUGCUGUUGUAUACGAAAAGCUAUUAGGAGCAGAAGGCCUGUUUAACAGAGAUGUACAAAUUUCAUUCAAGCUCAGCUUACCUGCUGUUGGUGGUGUAUAACUCUAGGUGUAAGUGUAGAAGUGUAACUGGAUUAUAGUUAUGUACUCUAUUUGAACAGUUUAGUGUAUCAUUUCAAGUUAUCAGCAUUUAUCCCCAAGUCCUUAAAACCUGAAAACGGUUGUAGAUUUCAAAAUUCGUGAUAAGUGUAUUGUAGAGUUUUGCAAAUGGUUGAUUAUUACUUAAUAGCACUUAUUACUUGAAAUGAUCAUGUACUUAAAACAUGCUUUGCUCGAAAUACAUAUAUGAUUCUUUUCA
Messenger RNA from Amaranthus tricolor (Joseph's coat), 2925 nucleotides. RefSeq names its product B3 domain-containing protein Os07g0563300. The record is from RefSeq and is a predicted model, not a curated record. Gene Ontology annotation, molecular function: zinc ion binding. The coding region runs from base 186 to 2399 and encodes 737 amino acids. Lineage: Eukaryota; Viridiplantae; Streptophyta; Magnoliopsida; Caryophyllales; Amaranthaceae. The transcript has 12 exons.